UCCCGCCCUCCGCUCGCAGGCCCCUACCCAAAUGAUCCGCAGCAACCCCUGGAGCCGAGGACCCCCAGGGUCGGGCCCAGCGCCACCCGCGGGCCGCCUCGGGGGUGCCCCGAGGCCUGGACGCGAGGUCUCCCCUCUCCGAGGAGCUGUGCCCAUGAGCACGAAGCGGCGCCUGGAGGAGGAGCAGGAGCCCCUGCGCAAGCAGUUCCUGUCUGAGGAGAACAUGGCCACCCACUUCUCUCGACUCAGCCUGCACAAUGACCAUCCUUACUGCAGCACCUCCAUGGCUUUCCCCCCAGCUCUGCCCCCACUCAGAAGCCCUUGCUCAGAGCUGCUUCUCUGGCGCUACCCUGGGAACCUGAUCCCUGAGACGCUCCGGCUGCUGAGGCUGGGGGACACACCCACCCCCAACUACCCUGCAAGCCCAGCUGGAGACAUAAUGGAGCUCUGAGGGCUGGAGGGGGGGGCGCCAUGACCCUGCCCACCUUCCUUCUUCCCCACAACAGGGGAGACCAGCACUUCCACGAAGGGACAAGCGGCCCUGCUUUUCUUCCAGACCAGGCCUCUGGGCACCAGAACCUUCCCCCAACAGAGGAGGACACUGAGCCCCACGGAGCCCUGGGGUGGGAGGGGCAGGAGCAUGGGAAGGGAGGCCUUCCCCACUGGAACUGAAUAAAGAUUGCAGAGCAAA
Molecule: messenger RNA, 691 nt
Organism: Vicugna pacos (alpaca)
Lineage: Eukaryota; Metazoa; Chordata; Mammalia; Artiodactyla; Camelidae
Source: RefSeq, a predicted model, not a curated record